Messenger RNA from Symbiodinium sp. CCMP2456, 1284 nucleotides. The record is from the annotation of a GenBank genome assembly. NCBI's taxonomy places the organism in Eukaryota, Dinophyceae, Suessiales, Symbiodiniaceae.
AUGACAGAGGCCGAGGCAGUGUACCGCUACGAGUCCGGAUACAUCUCCCACAGCGCCAAGAAGGAUUAUGGGCCCUUGGAUUUCACUGGGCGCAUAGCCGGGGGAUUACGGCUCGACAUUCGCAGGAGGGCGCCGCUAUUUUGCAGUGAUUGGACGGAUGCCUUCUUGCCAGAGAACUUCCAAAAAUCGGUGUCUUCAAUCUUGUACCUGUUCAUAGCAGCCCUCGCCCCUGCGAUUACCUUCGGCAGCCGGUUCCUAGAUGGCACGAACGGCCAAUUCGGAGUGUUGGAGAUGAUCAUGAGUACUUCGAUUUCGGGCUUGAUCUUCUCAACAUUUGCGGGCCAACCUUUGUCGAUCCUUGGAGCUACGGGUCCCUUCUUGGCCUACACCUUGGUCGUCUACGACCUCGCCAUUGCAGUCGACAUCGAAUUCAUGCCAUUUUACUUCUGGACCUGCAUGUGGUGCUCGGUGUUCACGAUCCUCGUGGCGGUGUUCGACCUGUGUGCACUCAUGAAGCACGUGACCAUGUUCAGUGAGGACAUCUUCGCGGGAUUGAUAUCGUUGAUCUUCAUCAUCGACGGAGUGAGGCCAAUCAUCGAAAAUUUCACGGAGAGCAGGCUUGUUGUUCAUUUGGACUUUUGGAUGGGCCACAUACUUGUCCAGCUUCCGGCGCACACCUUGGACAUUCCGAGCCAUCCGCAACUUUGGGGCCAACUUCGCGGUCACCAUCGCCUUGGUUUCGGGUUCAGCAUGGCCGCCAUUUACUCGAACAACACGGGCCUGAGGAUGUUGCAGGUGGAUGCUGACUUCGCCCCGAACUUGAGCUUGUCUGAUGGCAGCAAGCGGCCCUGGAUCGUAAAUCCCGCAGGCAUCGACCGCCCGUUCCCGGCUUGGGGCAUUGCUUAUGCGGUGCUGCCAGCCAUUGGCUUUGCAGUGUUGGGAUACUUGGAUCAGAACCUCACCAGUGUGAUUGUGAACCGGCCAUCCAACAACCUGAAAAAGCCCCCUGCGUACCACCUUGACUUGUUUGUGCGUGGUGCACUCACACUUCCUGUUUGCGCUGUGCUGGGCCUGCCCCUGUCCGUGGCCUCCACGGUGCCGAGCAUCACCCAUGUGAUCUCGUUGACCACCUACGAGGUGCAGCAGCUUCCGGAAGGUGAGCGCAAGGUGCCUACCAAGGUGGUGGAGCAGCGCGCCACGAACUUCCUUAUCCAUGUGCUAAUUGGACUCGCGCUCUUCCUGGCACCGGUGCUGAAGUUCUUGCCGCGGGCCGUGCUGCAGGGC